GUGCAGGCUCGGGGGAUGCUCGCAAGUUUUGAUUUUCCGCUCUAGAACGGGUAUCUAGAUCACCAUGGCAACUGGACAGAAGUUGAUGAGAGCUAUUAGAGUUUUUGAAUUUGGUGGACCAGAAGUACUGAAACUCCAGUCGGAUGUUGCUGUUCCAAUUCCAAAAGACCAUCAGUCCAUUGUCAUUGCAGGUUCUCAUCAAAGUCGAAGCAUGUGGUGUAAACCCAGUGGACACAUACAUUCGCUCUGGCACUCACAGUGUAAAACCACUUCUACCUUAUACUCCUGGCUUUGAUGUGGCUGGGAUAAUAGAAGCUGUUGGGGAGAGUGUAUCUGCUUUCAAGAAAGGUGACAGAGUUUUCACUACCAGGACGAUCUCUGGGGGCUAUGCUGAGUAUGCUCUGGCAGCCGAUCACACUGUUUACACACUGCCAGAAAAACUGGAUUUUAAACAAGGAGCUGCCAUCGGCAUCCCAUACUUUACUGCAUAUCGAGCUCUGCUUCACAGUGCCUGUGUGAAACCUGGAGAAAGUGUUCUGGUUCAUGGAGCUAGUGGAGGAGUUGGAAUAGCAGCAUGCCAAAUUGCAAGAGCUUACGGCUUAAAGGUUUUGGGCACAGCUAGUACUGAGGAAGGACAAAAGAUUGUUUUGGAAAAUGGAGCCCACAAAGUGUUUAAUCACAAAGAAGCUAACUAUAUUGAUAAAAUUAAGAAAUCUGUUGGUGAAAAAGGAGUUGAUGUGAUUAUUGAAAUGUUAGCUAAUGUAAAUCUUAGCAAUGAUUUGAAUCUUUUGUCACAUGGAGGACGAGUAAUAGUUGUUGGCAGCAGAGGCCCUAUUGAAAUAAACCCACGGGACACCAUGACAAAGGAAUCUAGCAUAAAAGGAGUUACUCUGUUUUCAUCCACCAAGGAGGAAUUUCAGCAGUUUGCAGCAGCCCUUCAAGCCGGAAUGGAAAUUGGUUGGUUGAAACCAGUAAUAGGUCCCCAGUAUUUACUGGAGAAGGCUGCCCAGGCUCAUGAAAAUAUCAUUCAUAGCAGUGGGGCUACUGGAAAAAUGAUUCUUCUCUUAAAAUGAUCAAUCCUUCCAUUGAUUUCCUGUGUAAUUAGAGGUUCCAUAUCUCAGUUUUAUGUGCAUUGUGUUUGCUCUACUUAGCAUUCAUUUGAUUCAGUGAAUUUUAGUGAUCAUAAGCAUUGGAGUACUGUUUAUUUGAUAGCUGGCAACUUUCUUUAUGCCUUCUACUUCUCAUCAAGGAAUCACUGUAGUAGGAAAUAGGAUGUUAGUGGUCACUUGGCAUUGGAGGACAUUACAGAAAUUCCUAACCGAUACUCAUCAUUAAUCCCAUACCUUUGACUAAAACAUACUAAUCCAAAAUAGAACUGCUUAAUUUCCACGCCUACUUCUCCUUAUAAAGGUUCUUUAAUCUCUGAUUAGCCCAGAACUGCAUUGGACUCUGAUGAUUCUCUGGAGUGAGACCCCUUUCCCAAACUAAUCCCAUCUAGAGCUACAAGUCUCUCAGAAAGGCAAGAUAAACAGUGUUCAGGGAAAUUUGUUAUUUUCCCAAUAUCCCCAAUAUUUUAUGAUAUUCACUAGGUUAAUGAGCCACAUAUUCUGUGAGAACAGCAGCUUUCUUUCUCCUAUAAUGAUACUGGGUGCAUAGUUUCCAAAUAGAUAUGUAUUGAUUGAUUCAACUUCAAAGUACAUUUAGAAUCAUCUCUUUGUGUGAUUGGGAUCAUAUAUUUUUAUUUAAACUAAUAAUCAAAUUAGAUGCAUUAAGAAUGAUCUGCUUUUGUUAUUAUAACAUGGUAAUUGCAAUA
Molecule: messenger RNA, 1813 nt
Organism: Budorcas taxicolor (takin)
Lineage: Eukaryota; Metazoa; Chordata; Mammalia; Artiodactyla; Bovidae
Gene: CRYZ
Product: crystallin zeta
Exons: 9
Coding region: 144-1073 (309 amino acids)
Cellular component (GO): cytosol
Molecular function (GO): zinc ion binding; mRNA 3'-UTR binding; quinone reductase (NADPH) activity
Source: RefSeq, a predicted model, not a curated record